This is a messenger RNA of Naegleria lovaniensis, 3198 nucleotides long. RefSeq lists its product as uncharacterized. Gene Ontology annotation, biological process: signal transduction. The transcript has a single exon. Gene Ontology annotation, molecular function: 3',5'-cyclic-nucleotide phosphodiesterase activity. NCBI's taxonomy places the organism in Eukaryota, Heterolobosea, Eutetramitea, Acrasida, Naegleriidae. The record is from RefSeq and is a predicted model, not a curated record. The coding region runs from base 1 to 3198 and encodes 1065 amino acids.
AUGGGAAACACGGCAGGUUGUGCUACCACCCACAAUGUUGAAAAAAGAUCAUUACAUGAAGAGGAUAAUGUUUCCACUCCGAUGGCUUUAAAACCGAGCAAGUUUCAACAAGCAGCUCAAAAUAACGAUCCUACGAGCCAAACUCAUAAUUCCACUCUCUCGAAUGAAGACUCUACCAUUGUCAAUAUUCCAAAAGGAAAAUCCCUCCGAUACGUUUCACUAGAAAGAACACCCAAAGAUACUCUUGAAUCUCAACAUGUGUUAUUGAAAGCCCUUGCUCAAAAUAAUAUGAACGAUAUGAUCGCCUUCAAUACUCAACAAGUACUCGAUCGAGAAUAUCUCAUUUGUGUCUAUCCAAAUCUAGACAAAAACAUUCUAGUGUAUAUAUUAACGGAUGGAAUGGACAAGUUAUACUACCACAUUCGAGAUAUUGAAAGUGUCAUUCGAGACAAGAACUCAUUAUUCUCUGGUGAGCCUUCCGAAUCGGUUCAUUUCUAUGUCUUGUACCUUAAUAGUGUUCAACAUUGUAUAAGAACGAUGGAUUUAUUCUUUGAGCCACAAGAACGAGAUACAAUUCUUCUAAGCAAACGAUUAUUACCUGACAUUUCAUCUUCACAUUCCCAAGUGACCAUUAGUAUUCCAUUGUAUCCUCUCUACUACAAUGUCGAUGUGAAUAUUCGAGAUGUGUUCAUGCUCAUUACUAAACAUUCAAAAAUGAUGAUGAAGAAACAAUCAAGUGCUAAACAUGUGGAAACAAAGAGACAAGAAAGUCUCACACUUCUUCAUGACUUUAAAAAACAAACGAGUACCAAAUCCAUCAAUGAUGAAAAAGCUCAUACCGUUGCCAUCCAUUCCAAGGAUCCUACUCGAUUAUCUCUUGAUUUAGUCAAUGUCAUGUCUGCACCUGGAUCUCUUCAUUCCUCUCCUGCAUCCACUCCUCGUACAGGAGUAUCACAUCAUGCUCAAAUAUCAGAAUUGGUGAACGAAUUGAGAAAUCAUCAAAAUGAAGAAGUGAGAAAUCUCAUUGCUCGACUUGAAUCUCUCUUAACCGAAUCGAUGAAUCGACCAACCACUGAUUCAUUAGCAGAAGUAUUGGUCAGUAAGGCUUCUGUGCAUUCCAUGAAUGUGAGAGAGAGUGUAAAGGAUUUGAUUGUGAGUGAUGAUCAAGAAACUAGAAAAUGGCUUUCCGAUGAAGUGUUGAAAGGAACCACACUCCUUGAAGAUUCUUCAGAUUACUCUUGGAAGAAGAAAGUCAAAGCAUUUACAAAAGCAAUUGUAUUUACAAAUCGAUUGAGAGAAAUGGGAUCAGUUGCAACUAGGAAAUCCAAUUUAAGUAUUUCAUUGGAUUUAUCUUCUGUUACUACUCAAAAAGAAGAUUUAAUUGAACUACCUUUUGAUAUUUUAGAAUAUUUGAAAGUACAUGCUUUGAGUUAUUACAGUUUUGAUGUUUUUAAAUUUGAAAAGAUUGCAAAAGGAGAACCACUGUAUUAUUUAUGUUUAUAUUUAUUUCAAACCUAUGACUUGGCCAAUAAUUUAAAUAUUCCAGUCAAAACGAUUAAGGCUUUUCUCAAAGAUGUUGAAUCCCAAUAUAGGAAUAAUCCUUACCACAACAAUUGUCAUGCCACAGAUGUUGUUCAAUCUGCGUUUAGUCUUUACCACAGUUUAUUUGCUGAGAAAUCUGUAGAAGUGGGUCAAUCUCAACAACAAGUACCACCAACUCCAUCUUCAAACACUUCUCAAAAUAUCUUACAGAGUAUCCAAUCUACUACAAACACCACCUCUCAACUCUAUUUUCAUUUAAAUCCAUUAGAUAUUCUAGCAUUACUGGUUGCAUGUUUAGCUCAUGAUGUCUGUCAUCCUGGAGUGACCAAUUUAUUUGAAAAGAAAACAAGAAGUGAAAGAGCAAUCAUGUUUAAUGAUCGAUCCAUUUUAGAAAACUUUCACUGCUACUCUCUCUUUAAAAUAUUAUCCAAAGAAGAAACAAAUUUAUUUGUAAAUAUGAAUAAUCAUCAAUUUGAAUAUCUCAGAGAAUUAAUUGUUGAAAUGAUACUUGCAACUGAUAUUAGUCAACACUUUUUAAUCGUUGGUCAAAUGAAAUCCAAUGAUAUAUUCAAUCAUGAAAAAUUCACCAUUGAAAGGAAAGAAUGUUUAUUAGCAUUACUCAAAGUAUUGAUCAAAUGUGCAGAUGUGAGUAAUCCAACCAAGCGAUUUCCAGUGUAUGGACAAUGGUUAGAUCGAAUUAUGAAUGAAUUUUAUAAUCAAGGUGAUCGAGAACGAGAAUUGAACAUUGAUAUUUCACCAUUUAUGGAUAGAAAUAAUCAAAAUGUUCCAAAAUGUCAAACUGGAUUUAUGGAAUUCAUUGUCAUGCCUCUCUUUUCUCUAUUAUUUGAUUUUAAACCUGAAGAUUCCAAAUACAUUCGAGAACAAACUGAAUUUAAUUACAAAAGUAUGCAAGAAAUGUGUAAGAAUGGUCAAAUGUUACGAUUGGAUGAAAUUCUUGAAGUCAUGAAACAAACAACUUUGGAUGGAACUUUGUCUCAACACAUUCAUCCAGUGGUCGUUGUGAAAACAUCUCCAAGACCCUCGAGUCAACCUUCAUCAUCAAGAAGAAAAGAGUUGAGUGAAGCUUGUCAGGUUACAAGCUCUCAUUCUCCGAAUGUUGCAUCCAACGAUGGUACGAUGCCAACCACCACCUCUCACAAUUCACAAGUAACAACAAUUAAUGAUGCCAAUUUGCAUGAACACAAUGGACAACUUCAACUACCACUCUCUGAAUCGGGUACCUCGAAAUCCAUUAGUAGUGGUAGUGGCAGUAGUGGUAUCAUUACUCCCUCAAGUACGAGUGGUGGUGCUGCUGCUUUGACACUUUCAUCGACGACACCAACAACAAGUGCAGCAGCUUUGAGUAGUAGUACUGGUACCUCCACACGAUCCAUGGAUUUGGGAACCAAAAACGAUCAAAACUAUGAAGAUGAAGCACCUCUAGUGGCGCAGUCGAUUCAAGAGGAUGGUACCAUACCGUUACUGAUACAAGAUGUGUCAAGACGAAUUCAUCGAGAGAAUUUGAUCGAUGAUGAUGAAAUGGUUGAAACAGACGAAGUGUUGAACCAAGUAUCAUCGAUUCAACUUAAAUCUAUUACUACUCUUCCCAAUGAAGACGAGUAUCCAUGUCAUGAAAGUUUUGAUGAUCAAACGUAA